AUGACAAAAGAAUUAGACUUAAAACAAUUACAUGAUAUUAGAUCCAAGCCAUUGAAAAUUAAAUUAUUUGGAAAACAUAUUCAACAUUCUAAAUCUCCUUUAUUACAAAAUUACUCUUUAAAAAGAUUAGGUUUAGAUUGGAAAUAUGAAUUAUUCGAUAGUGAUGAUAUUGCCUUAUUUAAACAAUUCUUAAAUUCAGAUGAUUGUGCAGGUGCUGGAGUAACCAUGCCUAAUAAAGUUAGAAUGUUUCCUCAUGUUGAUAUUGUUGAUGAUGGUGCUAAAGCUGUGGGUGCGAUUAAUACAAUUUACAUUAGAUAUGAUAAUAUAACUAAUGAAAAGAAGUUUAUUGGGACAAAUACUGAUACCAUUGGUAUCAAGAAUUCAUUCUUAUACAAUGCUGCUGACCUUGUUAAACUUUCUAAAGAUCAAGGCCGUGCUGGUUUAGUAUAUGGAGGUGGUGGUGCGUGUCGUUCUGCAGUUUACUCAUUAUAUCAAUUCUUAGGUUGUUCUAAAGUGUACGUUAUCAAUAGAUUUGCAGAAGAAGUUGUAGCUGUCAGAGAUGAAAUGAUUAAAGGUGGAUUCACAGGUGAAAUCAUUCAUAUUUCAACUCCUCAACAAGCUGAGUCCUUAGAAACCAAACCACUAUUAAUAGUAUGUACUGUUCCUGAUUUCGAACCCCAAUCCGAUAAAGAGAAGUUAGCACGUCAAACAUUACAGGUAUUUAUAGAUGCCAAAGAGAAAGGUGCCGUUCUUGAAAUGUGCUAUCAUCCAAAGCCCACAACUAGAUUAUACGCGGCAUUUGAAAAAGGUGAUUGGAAAGUGAUUAGUGGUAUAGAAGCUAUGAUAUAUCAAGGUCUUGCUCAAGAAGUAUUAUGGACAGGUUAUAAAUGGGACGAUAUUCCCGUAUCUGAAGUUAUAGAAUAUGUAUAUAGUAAUUUAGAAGAGUGA
Scheffersomyces coipomensis is the source of this 948-nucleotide messenger RNA. RefSeq names its product shikimate dehydrogenase family protein. Gene Ontology annotation, biological process: chorismate biosynthetic process; shikimate metabolic process. NCBI's taxonomy places the organism in Eukaryota, Fungi, Ascomycota, Pichiomycetes, Serinales, Debaryomycetaceae. Gene Ontology annotation, molecular function: shikimate 3-dehydrogenase (NADP+) activity. The coding region runs from base 1 to 948 and encodes 315 amino acids. The record is from RefSeq and is a predicted model, not a curated record. The transcript has a single exon.